UAUUACAGACUUAUUCUGCAAGGUCUCCAUUUUCAUUUCUCAUAAGCGCGGUUAGGUUUCACGGUUUUCUUCUUCUCCCACCAAACUCGACGCCCUUUGCAAUAGAAAACCGCAAAAAAGGUUUCCUGUUCAAAGGGUUUCAUAAUCCAACCAAGAAAAGCAUCUGAUCUGAUCGCUGCAAAAAGGUGGGGAAAGAAAAGAAAAGAAAAAAAAAAGGAAUUCCCAUUUGACGAUUCAUUUCUUAUUCCUCCUCUUCCUGUACGUAUAUACGCGGUCUUCUGUGUAUAUAUAUAUAUCUGUACACGAUCGGUAUACGUACAUUCCAAAGGGAUUUUCUUGAUUCCCGGAAAAUGAGUGCUUUGAGAAUUUCCCUUUUCUUGAUUCUGUUUUCCUUCGCUUUGGCAAAUGAAAAUCCGGAUGCCCAUGCUUUUCCGAGGCCUCUGGUUAUUGAAUACCCGGAGAAUAUUGAAUCCCGUUUUGACGAUGAGGUUCGAUUGAAGUGUGCGAGCUGGAGAUUUGCCGGUGAGGCUAAUAAUUUGAACCCAUGGAAGACCAUCCCGGCGGAAUGCGCUGGGUAUGUGAAGGAUUACAUGACCGGAAAAGGCUACGAAAGCGAUCUUCUGAGAGCCUCAGAGGAGUCUGGAGUUUAUGCAAAGAAUUUGGAAUUGGGAGGGGAUGGAAAAGAUGUGUGGGUGUUUGAUGUGGAUGAGACUCUGAUUUCAAAUCUCCCUUAUUAUUGUGAGCAUGGUUUUGGGUUGGAGGUCUUUAAUAGUGUGGAGUUCGAUAAAUGGGUUGAGAAGGGGGCAGCUCCAGCAAUAAAGUCAAGUUUGAAGCUUUAUCAUGAGAUUAAGAGGUUGGGGUUCAAAGCUUUCUUGCUGACAGGGCGAAGUGAAAGACACAGAGAAGUUACAGUGGAGAAUUUGAAGAAUGCUGGAUUCCAGGACUGGGAUAAGCUCGUUCUGAGGCAACCGGAGGACCAUGUUAAAUCAGCAACGACCUAUAAAUCUGAGAAACGGAGUCAGAUGGUGGAAGAAGGUUUCAGGAUCGUGGGCAACUCAGGCGACCAAUGGAGUGAUCUUCUAGGUUCAUCAUUGUCUCAACGGUCUUUUAAACUUCCAAAUCCCAUGUAUUUCAUCCCUUGACACUUGCUAAUUCGAUAUUUUUUGAGUAAAUUCUUGUAAAAACGUUAGCAAUGAAAUGGAUGUACUGUUGACCGCUUGUAAGAAUGGAAUGAAUUCAAAGAUUCAUUGACUUGGCU
This is a messenger RNA of Ipomoea nil (Japanese morning glory), 1258 nucleotides long. Its product is annotated as acid phosphatase 1. The coding region runs from base 351 to 1142 and encodes 263 amino acids. Lineage: Eukaryota; Viridiplantae; Streptophyta; Magnoliopsida; Solanales; Convolvulaceae. The record is from RefSeq and is a predicted model, not a curated record. The transcript has 3 exons. Gene Ontology annotation, molecular function: acid phosphatase activity.